UUAAUAAAUACUAUUUCAAACAUAGAGAAAAAUGUACAUCCCAAUUAUAUCCUUACUUUUCUUAAUUUCUCGAACAACUAGUAUCCAGCUAAGGCAACAUGCCGGAUUUGCAAGAUUAUUGCAAAAUGGGGACGGUUUGACGGCCGAUCAGCUUCGUACCGGGGUUGACGUGGAUGACUGGUUUGUCCCAAUUCGUUCAGAUCAUUAUCCCCCGAGUAGUCGGGGAUGUCCCAGUCCGACCGAUGGCUAUCCAUGGGUGAAGUAUGGAAAUCCGCCACGCUGCUACUUGACCGGCUUUCAAGGCCCGUGCCCCCUCCAUAUGAAACUGUUCUACAAUCUCAACUCCCCCGAAUUCGGGUAUUGUCAAUGCGACUGUUCAAUAUUGAUCCCACCUCGCCAGAUGAAUACUACUGCAUGCGCGAGUCGAAGGAUAUGCAACGUGGGGCCCAUACAGAGUUGCGGGCGUACAGUUUUUACUCAGAAACGAAAUUAUGCUACCCACUAUUCUCCCAGGGUGCUUGCAAAUCGGACGAGUGGUUCGUCAUGGAUCCAUCUGGGACGAAAUCCAUCUGCAAAAAGAGACGCUGUCCACAUCCCAGAGAUUCAAAUGAAUUGAUAUUCUUCUCCAGCAGUGAGCAAUCUUGUCACGUGCUUGGUGCUCAGUGUCGACCUGAAGGCCGCUACUAUGCACCGGCUAACGGUCAACCGAUCAAUUUUAGAUACACCUUCGUAAAAAGCUCAUGGAUUCCGCAAUGCACUUAUCGAGAUGAUGGGGCGUUUGGUGUUGCCAUUCCUGGGCGUGAAUCGGAAUGUGAUGGAGGACAAUUUUUUUCAAAUCAGCUUAAAAAGUGUGUAACCCCAUUUAUGCGGGUGGGAGGAUAAUUAAAGGCUUAUUGCGGGGAUAACAUAUAGUUCGUUGUUAUAUUAAAUAAAUUAUAUAUGUAACAUACCUAUAUAAUUUAACAUAUGAUAUGUUAAAUUAGUGUAAAAUUAUGAAAAUCUGUAUUCUAUUUGCAUAAGUUUUAAAUGGUUAAGCGGACUCGGUCCGAAUGAUUUUUUGACAUUUGCAAUAUUUAUGUAUCACAAUUAAAUUAAAUUUUCUAAGUUAUCAUUACCUAUUUAAAUACGUAAUAAACCAUCCCACCUUUUCCUAUCUUACGAGUUAGGGGAAA
Messenger RNA from Folsomia candida, 1172 nucleotides. RefSeq lists its product as uncharacterized. The record is from RefSeq and is a predicted model, not a curated record. NCBI's taxonomy places the organism in Eukaryota, Metazoa, Arthropoda, Collembola, Entomobryomorpha, Isotomidae. The coding region runs from base 226 to 882 and encodes 218 amino acids. The transcript has 3 exons.